AGCCGCGCGCUCGUAUCUACACUGUGUUCAAUAUUCGAUUUGAAAUAUAUAAACAAACCACCCCCCCAUUGAGUGAAAAACAAUCGGCCUGUAUAACAGCUGGCUGAAACGACCGCGCCGAAUCUUGCAUAUGUCGUAACUGCCGAGCAAUGUCGACUGCCGAUGAAAUCGUCUCCUACGUGAUUGAGCAGGUCGCGCUCGACGGCAUCGAAGGAUCUGCUAUUGAACGAUUAUGGGAAUUUGCGAGAGAAAAAGUUGAUCCGCUUGACGACGCGCUGAAGAGUACGAUCUGGAGAUGGCUACAAAGUCGAGCCGAUGAGCUAUCUGUUGGUGUCAAGAGCGAAGACGAAGACGGCGAGACGACAUACCUUGAUCCCGCGUCGGAAGACUUGUCAGAACUUCCAACGCUGCUGGAAAAGUACGGCACUAGACUAUGCGUUCGUGUAUCUGAAGAUCUUCUGUGGCGAACCUUGACGGGCGCAUCAAAGGAAGACGGAAUUAUCGGACUACAUCCAUUUAUCCUUCUCUGCGCAAUCACCAGAAAACGAGAGGCAGGCCUAACAAACAUCGAAGCCGCAAAGAUCACAAAACAGGAUCCGCGGUCUUUAUUCAGUCGAAUCGCGUCCCUAGUCAACCUAGGCCUCGUCAAGAAGAUCCCCAUGGUGCUCUCGAGCAAGGCAGGCGGUAGAACUGCUAUGCUGAUCAAUACCAGAUUUUAUCGUGAAGGAACCGAAGUACAGGAUUUUGGCGGUCUGCCAGACUUGCGCAAAGCUAUUGAUACCGCGGAAGUCAAAAGAGAGAUCAUGGAAAAACUCAAAGCUGCCAAAAACGGCAUUCGACAGCGUACAGAUCUACGCAUAGAGCUGAAACUGAGCUCUGGAGCGCCCACGAGACGGCUAUUCGACGGAUGUAUCCUCGUUCUUGAGAAUCAUGGAUACAUUCGUCGCGUGACAGUCGUUCGAGCUUUUGGAGACUCAAACAGAAAAUACUUUUGUAUACAACUGAUUAAGGAUUACGAUGCUGAGAUCAAAGAGGAACCUGUUGAUACCUCUACGAUCGACAGGAACGACGACGACAUGGACGACGUCUCUGAUUCCGAGGCACAAGAGAAUUCGGUCGUUGAGCGAUUCGAGGUCAGUGAAGGGGACAAUAUCGAAGAAGCUCAAGGCAACGCGACAGACUACCCCACAUUCGGCCGUCACUUCCCCCUCGAGAAUCAGAUCUACGACGCUGCCGUCGAAAGCGGGUCUGCGGGUAAGCCGAUAAUGGAGAUAACUCGCGAAAUCACAGGCGACCAUUUCCGACGUCCUUUGACUGCCGUGCUUGAUCGAUGCAGCACGCAGGCAGGAGACCAGGUAUCCAAAAGCGGUCAGCCCCGAGGCAUUGGACAUUAUGGUCUCGUAAGGGCGACUGAUAACUCCGCUAGGAUAUCGUUUUUCAGGUAUUUCACUAUGGCAUCCUACUACAAAUUUGUCGGACAAAACCCGGAUUUGCUAUGGGGCCAGUUCCCGGCGAUCGAAACGAGUUCGGUCUAUCGCAGCCGAGAGCAGCUCCUUAAGCUGAGCUACAGCGCAAAGAGAUAUCAAAGGCCAAUAUUCGUUGAAAACGGAGCCAUUGCGGCAGAUCGGUCGGCAAAGAAGAAGCGACAAGAAGGCGACACUAUCAAAUCUGAACGGAAGCUAGGUCGACCGCGCAAACUCCCUGUUACUGACGGCGCACCUUCCUCAGUUGCUCAAAACCAUACCGUCGAUAGCACCCAAGAGCACGCUGGCGCGGUAGAGGCUUCAUCUUCCAGCGCACAAUCAAAUCCACUGGCAGAACAGCCUGUGAAAAGGAAGAGAGGACGGCCCAGAAAAGACUCUCAACUGACGCCCUCACUGCCUAGCACACCGGUGGUUAGUCGUGAAGCUGUGACUGUUGAGACUCCGACAGCAGAAGGCGCUUCAACUGGAGUCACGAUUCCUGAAAAUGCGGGUAAGAAUGUCGAUCAAAGUCCAAGCGUUACAGCACCAGCGGCUGAAGCUACACCCGCGGCUGUAGCCAAUACACCCAGGCCAGCCGACAAAGACGCUAAGAAACUGCGUCGCAAACCUGUUGAAGACUCGCCAUCGAUAGCGGUAGUAAAGACAUCGAUUGGUGCGGCAGCGCGGCAAAACUAUAUCAUGCAGCUGAUCAACGAGAACGGCGGUGCGAUAAUAGGUGGAAACGCUCUUACCCGCAAGCUUCGCGACAGUCGUGACGACUUCUCGCAGGGUACGCUUGAUCGCAAGACGGUGACGCGAGACGAAAAUGCGCUGGUGGAAAAGCAGCUUAUUAGACGCUUCUUGGUGUCUGUCGUGGAUUCUCGAGGGAUGAACGAUAAUAUCACGAUCCUGGCACUACCUCAUCUUGAUCUUGAUUCUCCAGAGGUGCAAAAGAUGAAGGAACAAGCUACAGAGCGGAUUGAGAGCAGGUUUAAGUAUAAGCCAGGAGACCGCACGGUGAUCUCAGACGAUUUCUCAUUCUAUCAAGUGACGCCGGUGAAUGCUUUGAAAGCACAAAAUGCGGUACAGAGACGAGCGGAAAAAGCACUUGCAACGGCCAAGCUUAAUGCAGCACAGAAGAAGGCAGCUUCGGAGCGUCUCAAGAAGCGGAUGCGACAACGCCAGGCCGAAGGUGGUAUAGGUACAGGCUCGCUCGCGGUUGGCGAGGAUGGAGAACCAUCGACGGUCAUGCCUCGAGCGAGAAGAGGAAGACCAAAGAGACCCAUAGCGGUCCCCAUUCUACCUGGCGACAGCACUGACGCGAUACUACCAAAGAGUGCACCAAGGAAGGUUCAGCAACCACGCGUUUUGAGCGAUCUGGCGGCGCAUCCGCUUGCGAUUGCGGCCAAGCCGAGCGAGUCUGGCGGUACACCAAAGAGCCGGCAAAAGAGACAGCUAGGUGAUGAGUUGGCUGAGCACGCUCUCAAGCGCGCUGGGAAGAGGGUCAGACGGUCUGGAUCAGGAGAUGAGGCUAAACGGAUCACUCGAAACAGUCGGCUCGCGAAUCGUCUUAAUGAGACCCAGCUCGACGAGAUAUUCAGGACAAUCAUCGUCAUUCGCUCUCUCUACGGGGGAUCGAUGCGCAGUAUACACUGGGAUAAGGUUACGCAUGCGCUGAGAGAGGAGUACUCAGUCGAGAUCUGUGCCGCGGUAUGGUCGAAGCGGCGGAAAGAAUUCGGCAGUGCAGCGCGAGUGAACAAGAUUGCCGAUCGGUGGGAGCGCGUAUUUUGCGACGCCUACGAGGCAGACAAAUUUCCCGGGCUUGAUUUCGAGAAUGUGGAUGUGCCGAUGCUGGUCAAGUACUGGCGGGAGAACGAUAUCGAGGUUGUGGACGACGACGAGAGCGUGAGUGCGUUUACGGAUUUGAAGAAGACGAAUGUCGGUCAGGAGUUUGUGUUUGUUCGUGAAGAGGAGCGGCAUUCGUGGCUUGACGAUAUGUAUACGUUUGUGUCGUCUGUUAGGACUGAGGAUGCCCUCGUCAACGCUGCGUUUUCAUGCCCUUGUGACGACGGUGACGAUGGUGCUGGAGAGAGUAUCUCAGAAUCGUCAGAGUUGGCAUCACCUCUCGCGGACGACGUCCGUCAUCUGAUCAAGUCAAUCAUCUCUACAGACGAGGCAAAGUACAAUCCCGCGGUGGGCAAGGCGAUGCUCGAAAGCUACGGAGCGGAGCUGUGCGCCAAGGUCGUGGGCGAGAUGGAGAAGGAGCGGAGCAUAACCUAUGCGGCGCGCGAACUCGACCGGCGGCUACCGGGCCGGAACUUUAUGUUUGCGGAAAGAUUCCAGUCGAUGGCGCGCUUGCGGCCGGACGAGAACCUGCUGGCGAAGGCGUGCGCGUUCCACAGGCAGAUCGAGUCUGUGUUUGCAGAGUCCAAAGGAAUGAUGAUGUCGAGACUGGCGCCGAACGGGUCGAUGGUGUGUAUUCUGGAGUUGAUUUCGCGCGAGCAGGUCGAGCUCGUGCGCGUGAACGUGAACGCAGGGACGUUGAUUGAGGGGUACACGUCGCGAAAUAUCGACCGAGAGAAGCUUGAUUGCGACAUUGUUUUGCGGAGCAGCAGCGCGGCAGCGGUCAGUGAGUUGCCGCGGGUUGCAGCCGCGAUCCCGGUGCCGGUCGAUAGCGAGGGCAAGGUGAGACCGGGCAGUCGGACGUGGGUGGACGUGAACGGGGAGAUAAAAGGGGACGUGUUUCUGCGGUUCGUGAACGUGAUCUUGAUGGCGAUCGCGCUGCAUCCAGGCGUUCCCGAGCGAGAGCUGCGGCGGAGGUAUCACUGUAUAUUGACUGGUGCUGAGGUUUUGGAUAUCGUGCGGUGGGUGGUUGAGAAGAAGUUGGUUGAGCAUGAUGCCGCGAGAGGCGAUGGAUACUGGGUCAGUGAAGGAUGGUAUCAUUCGGGCGCAGACGGUGGCGAGGAUGUUGUUGUAUGAUAUGUUGUUUUGUUGAUCCGGGGUUUUUCGUGUAUUUUUGGGACUUUCAAGUGUUUACUGUAAAUUAUAUGAAGAUGGAGAAAAAGUCAAUUCGAAGCCGCACAGCCCAUAGACAGGUCUCGCAUCACACUCUUGAGUUCUCGUUCUGCAUCGAAUUGAAUCCGACCCGCGUCUCAAAUCGA
This is a messenger RNA of Myxozyma melibiosi, 4624 nucleotides long. RefSeq lists its product as uncharacterized. Bases 150 to 4442 code for a protein of 1430 amino acids. The record is from RefSeq and is a predicted model, not a curated record. Gene Ontology annotation, molecular function: DNA binding. Lineage: Eukaryota; Fungi; Ascomycota; Lipomycetes; Lipomycetales; Lipomycetaceae. The transcript has 7 exons. Gene Ontology annotation, cellular component: transcription factor TFIIIC complex. Gene Ontology annotation, biological process: transcription initiation at RNA polymerase III promoter; 5S class rRNA transcription by RNA polymerase III.